GUGGUGAAUGUGCGGCUGGGCGCUGACGUGUGUUGGCGGGUGAUUUAUUUCUCAUUUUGCUUCAAGCUCUGUUGUUGUGGGAGAGCGAUGGCCAGGCCGGUGAGGACCAAGAAAAUUGUAGAUUAUUCACAGGGUGGAGACUUUGAUGAUGAUGAAGAUUUUGCGUAUGUAUCAGCUCCUCCAAGUAAAAAAUCCCGUCUAACAACUAAGGAUCAGAAACAAAUAAAAGGGAAAAAAAAUAACAUUUCUGGCAGUCAAGAUGCAAAAGCUGAAAAGGAACGACCUAAAGAAAGGUUGCCACUUGAUGAAAAACUUUAUCAAAGAAACCUGAAGGCUGCAUUAGUCUUAUCAGUGCAAGAGCCAGCUAGUGAAGAUAAUAUUUCUGGUGAAAAUGAAGGUUCCGCAGUUCGAUCUAGACCAAAGCGAACAGCAACUGGAGCUGCAACUCAAUUGAAGCAAAUUCUGCUUGAUGAUAGAGGUAGUGAUGGUGAAUGUGAAGAAGAUUCUGCGGGUGAACAGGACUACAUGGCGGAUUUUCAACUUUUUUUUGUAGCUGAAGAAUCAGAAAGCAGUGAAAAUAGUACAGAUGAGGAUGAGGAAUUUACUUCUAAAAAUAUGUCAAAUAAAAAUAAGAAAAAGGAUAAAAUUAAAGCACAAACCAAGAAGGAGAAAAAAUCUCUGAAACUUGACAACAUUCCUACAGUGGUUCCGGUAAAAAGCAAGCCUUUGUUAUUGGAAGAGAUGCUGGCAGCUUCACCACCUAAAUCGUUACAGGAAUCAUGUCUUUCCACUGGAAUCAAAAAACCACAGUGGACUCCACCAGCCCCUAAAGAAAGCAGUGGUAACCCACAGGAACAAAUUUCUGUCAGAAGUCCAUAUCAAGGCCUUCGGUUAGGCCUGUCUCGACUAGCCAGAGUAAAACCUUUGCAUCCCAUUUCUGACAAUGAUUGAACAUAAUUUAAAACUGUUUUCAAGACAGAUGAAACUUUGCCUCUAAGCUUCAGGAUUAAUAUCCACUUCAUAUUACAUAAGAUUGCUUUUCAAAUCACAUUGUGCAUUUCUUUAAGAAGGUUUUUUUUGGAACCUGUUAACAAUCUUGGCAGAAACAGUGACUGGAGGAAAUGUUUUGACAACGUUACUUCCCAAAGAGCCCAGGAAAUUAUUUUUCCAUAUUUCUUUCAAUUGACAUUGACAAUUUGAGAAUGUUUUUAAGUAAACUUGAGAUAUAAAUACUCACUUAUUGAGACCGUUGGGAUGUUGAUGUUUUGUGGUGUGCUCUUAUGACUUCUGUUUUAAGGUAGUUGGAUGAUAAUGUCAUCUGUACGCUCAGUGUAAUAGAAUUGCAAAUACUUUGAUUAUAGGCACGUGUGCAGUAUUAGGUGCACACAGUAAAUUUUCCUUUACCAAAACAGUGCGCUAUGUGAUGGUAACAUUGGCUUCAAGUUGGAAUUUCUAUCCAUGUAGAUUGACUUAGCUUGAAAGCUGCUCUGAAAGCAUCACACAGCCUGGCAAUAUUUUAUACCUUCUAUUUCUAAGGAAUUUGAAUGCCUAAAGAAAGACUGUUGUUGCUUCAUAAUUGGUAGGUAUUAUAAGGUUGUCCUUAAUAAGCUAAUAAAAUUCAAUAACAUUAGAAGUCUGUUCAUGCCUGAUCUAAAUUUAUCCCUAACUACUUUUUAACUAUGUUGUUAAGAUUUGAUAUGCAUUUAAGGCAAUUUAAAGGUCGGAUUUGUAAUAAUUAUUUUUGUAAGUUAAAAAUAAACAGCCAUUUGUAACAAAUGCAAGGCAUAUAGUUUUUUUUAAUAUUGCACAAGUACCUGAAUUUAUAGUACCCCAAUAUAUAUGAGAAAUGUAUAAAGCUAUGUUGCAACUAAAGAAUUACUUUCAUUGCUGUAAAGACUGUGUUUUUCUAUUUUGUGUUUUUUUUUAUUGUCACCUGAAAUUAGACAGAACUGUAUUAAAACCAGUGUUUUGGAAGGAUAGUGCAUGGUUCGAAAGUAAGUAACCUGAUGCCCGUGGCAAGCAUUGUAUUUGUACAGCUGUUUAAGCAGGCAGUAAUUAAAAUGGUUAUAGAUAAAUUGGAGCCAAAACAUUCAUUCUACAGAUGCAGCUGAGUAGCAAUAAGAAGUUGAUUGGUCUAAGGACUAGUGAUUAGUUACUGAUAAUAAGGGAGCUUUGAUUGCCAACAGUCAUGUGAUUGAGUCUCUUAACCAUAUAGCUUGGAUUUGGAAUAAGUUAUAGAGAAGAAUUUUGAUCUCCUCCAUCUCAGGUGCUGUGUCUCUGUUCUGAAAAAUCAAAUCUCACUUGAAACUUGGAAAAAAAAGUUAAUCUUACCUUUAGCAGUUGUUCUAAGUUGUGACUUCUAAUAAAUCAAAGACAUUUUACAAGUGAACCAGCACUCUGUUCCUUCAGUGAACCAGUGGAAAUAAUCAGAAAAUGGAAGCCAGGAGUAAACUUUCGGAUCUGCAAGAACCAGCUCAAGAGAAUUUGUAGACAAAGACUACUGGAAUGACUUUCCAGAUUUUCCCCUUUCUUCAUGUGUUUUUUCCAUGAAGUUUGUGUGUAUGUGUGAGGAGUUAGAG
Molecule: messenger RNA, 2579 nt
Organism: Stegostoma tigrinum
Lineage: Eukaryota; Metazoa; Chordata; Chondrichthyes; Orectolobiformes; Stegostomatidae
Gene: rad51ap1
Product: RAD51 associated protein 1
Exons: 8
Coding region: 88-951 (287 amino acids)
Biological process (GO): double-strand break repair via homologous recombination; interstrand cross-link repair
Molecular function (GO): double-stranded DNA binding; single-stranded DNA binding
Source: RefSeq, a predicted model, not a curated record